Molecule: messenger RNA, 516 nt
Organism: Jaminaea rosea
Lineage: Eukaryota; Fungi; Basidiomycota; Exobasidiomycetes; Microstromatales
Product: DnaJ-domain-containing protein
Exons: 2
Coding region: 1-516 (171 amino acids)
Source: RefSeq, a predicted model, not a curated record
AUGAGCAAUGGCAGCCAGGCGGGCGAGGCUCUAGACGACAAGAGUCACUAUGAGGUCAUGGGACUCCCUCUUACAGCAUCCAAGGCCGAAGUCAGAGCCAGGUUUCUCAAGCUUGUCCGGCUGCACCACCCCGAUAAGGCGGGCGCUCGCUCCUCUUCAUCGUCGCAAGUCAUUCACAAGCUAUAUACGGCACAUCAAGUCUUGUCCAACGAUGACUCUCGCGCCCUGUACGACGCUGAGCUGGCGCAGCGACGUGGCACCUCCCUCUCGCCCACCUCUCACACUGCGCGGCCGCCGAGAGUGAGCGCCACCCUCGACCUUGACACCUUUGAACCCACGGAUGAGGAGGCCGUCCGCUUCGAGCACCCUUGCCGCUGCGGAGCAAAGUACAUUGUCUCUGCAGACGACCUAAUGGUGGAGGGAUUUGAGCUGGUAGAGUGCUCAGGAUGCUCAGAGGUCGUCAAGGUUGCUUGGCGUGAUGAGACAGACGAGGAUGGCAGGCAGGGGCACGAAUGA